Messenger RNA from Aureobasidium namibiae CBS 147.97, 1497 nucleotides. Its product is annotated as alpha/beta-hydrolase. The record is from RefSeq and is a predicted model, not a curated record. The coding region runs from base 1 to 1497 and encodes 498 amino acids. NCBI's taxonomy places the organism in Eukaryota, Fungi, Ascomycota, Dothideomycetes, Dothideales, Saccotheciaceae. The transcript has a single exon.
AUGCCUGAACUCAAUCACGACAAACUGAACGCUACAUUCGUCAGUAUAGAUCUCGAUCCCUGCUCACAAUACCGAGGAAUCCAAUACGGAACCAUCAGCAAGAGAUUUGAAGAACCAACAUUGAAGACCGAUUGGAAUGGACAACGAGUAGAUUGUCAGCAGUGGGGACCAAGAUGUCCUCAAAACAAGUAUGAUAUCGGUCAUCUUCUACGAGCACCAGAAGGUGACAUCUUCUACGACGAAACCGAGGACGAGUUCAAAUGCUUGAAUCUGGAUAUCACUAUUCCUGCCAAUACGCCGAGUGAUGGGGCUCGACUGCCUGUUAUGAUAUGGAUCCAUGGUGGCUCUCAGAUUAUCAGUUUUGGGAACGGAGCGAGCAAAGCUGGAGAUACGACGAGGAUUGUUGCAGAGUCAGCCAUACACUCAAAGCCCAUGAUUGUGGUUUCUGUGCAGUACAGACUGAACAUGUUUCAUGUUGGAGAUGGCAUCGGCAACAAGAAUCUUGGCUUCAAAGAUCAGCAAUUGGCUAUUCAAUGGGUGUCUCGGUAUAUUGCUGGAUUUGGUGGCGAUCCUGACGAUAUCACGCUUGCUGGAGAGAGUGCAGGAGCUGUUUUCGUGCAUGCAUUGAUUGUGAGUGGAGCUCCUGUUAAGCGUGGUAUUCUCAUGUCUGGGUCCUUGCACAUGUCGCCACCACAGCCGGAGGCAAGGGCGAAGAUUAUGCUCAUAGACCCGGUUCUUGACAAACUAAAAGCGAAAGGAUACACGUCUUUCGGAGAAGCCUCAGUACAAGCGAUGCUAGAAGCACAAGCCGAGAUACCUAUACCAUCAGUAUUUCUCCAGGACGACGAAUGCUUUGCAGCCUGGCAAGAAAACACAGGCAACAUUCAAGAGCUGAUAAUCGGAGACUGCGAGUUCGAGUCAGUCCUGUGGCGUAACGGCGUGGAAGCAAUGUCAGCAGAGCAGAUUGUAGAAUGCUUUGAAAAAGCAGACUCUUCCAGCAACAGGCUAAAGGAACUAUAUUACAUCAACAAGUUUCGAGCACCACAAUGCAGACACGGCGCAUUGGACUUUAUGAACGACAUUCGCUUUGCAUUGCCAGUACCGUUGGUCGCAAACAGAUAUGAGAAAGAGGGGAAGAAAGUAUAUAGAUACUUGUUUGAUCAGGCCAACCCAUGGCAGCCUUCAUCCCGAGCUCACCAUGCAGUUGACCUACUCUACCUCUUCAAUGGAUUCGACAUGACGAUGAACCCAUCAGCGGAGGAGCUCGGCAAAGAGUUGAGGAGACGCUUCAUCUGGUACAUCAACGGAGAAGCACCUUGGACGAUACGCAAGACCAUGGCAUUUGGACCGUUGGGAGACACUAGAGAGAUUGAUGAUGGAGGGGUUGCAGCUCGCAGACGCACACGACAGAUGGAUGAGGUGAACAAGCUAGAUGCCAGCGAUGUGGCUGCAGUGUUUGGAAGCCUUGCAGCUGGGAGAAUCAGUCUGCACAACUAG